AUGACCGGAAGGCUGCUUGCCGGUUCAUUGGCUCUUGAAAGCCGCAUCCUUCACUAUCUUAUUGUUCGUAUCUUAUUCCCAAGAUCUUCAAACCUUGCACAGAGAUCUUUCUUGAUUGGUGCUGCUGUGGUUGCGUCCUUUUGUUAUCGCAAAGAGCGUGAUGGCUCUUGGGUAAAAAAGGAUGUUCAACCAAAUAAUGAUGAAGGGCAAUUACCGGUUGAAGGGGACUCUUCUCUCCUUCAGAGUAUUUUGGACAGGUUUGAUGGACUUCAAACCUAUGUUGGUGGAGAUGGUACUAAGGAGGAGGAACCAACAGAUUUGAGGCCAAAUCCACUUCAAAGGGGAGGGGAUGAUGUAAUCCUCCCUAGGAAGGGACCAGUCACUAGAGCUAUAAGCAAGAAGCUACAAGAGGAUUGGGCUAAAGUUGGUGAAGAAGGCCCUAAGAUUCUCAUGAACUUCAGGAUACUUUAUGUUUCUUACCAAGUUACCCCCCACUCUUCCAUAUAUAUACCCCUUCCUUUCACCCUUCCACCCUUCCAAACUCGCUUCCUCUUCUUAUCUUCACAAAAAGUGAUUCUGAAACUCAUGAAUUUCCAAAAACAAGAUGAACAAAAGGCCAUUGAGGAGGCCACAAUGGAAGGCCUAAAGGGCAUGGAUAACUUGAUUCAAAUCCUCUCUCACCAUCCAUCUUACAUAAACACCGAACUAGCCAACAUUAUUGUUUCAAAGUUUAAGAAGCUCAAUGCGCUUUUAAAUCGAACCGGUCAUGCCCGAUUUAGGCGCACCCCAAUUCACUCUACCGCACCGGUUCACUCAACUAAUCCGGUUCACAAUGCUUCCACCUCAUCAACUCAAGUCCCUUUGUCAGAAAACCCUAACUUGUUCGCGUUGGUGCAGUCUCCUGUGCCGGUGCAAGUGCACCGCAUGCCGGCGAGCGUGGCACUCGAUUUCAUGGAGCCACACAACCCACUUAUAAGCUUCAAUGCAAAAUCUGUUGAACUUGAAUUCUCAAAGGAGACUUUCAAUGUUCCCUCAAAAUCUUCAUUCAUCUCCCCUGCCAUCACCAACAACGGCAAUGUCUCCAACAAGGAGAUCUUCCUAGCACCGGCGCCACCGACAACCUCCGUCGAAAAAGUGUUGGCAUUCAAGAAGCAAUGCUAUGAACACCAUGAACAGUCUGUAGACAUUUCUGGAUCCAGCAAAUGCCACUACCUCAAGCAAAGGUACACCACAUUUCACCAAAUCAUAACUCUAAAGUUGUUGACUAGUACUUUAAAAAAAAAUAUAGUAUUUAAUGUUUAA
Messenger RNA from Glycine soja, 1302 nucleotides. Its product is annotated as probable WRKY transcription factor 11. Bases 1 to 1302 code for a protein of 433 amino acids. The transcript is spliced from 4 exons. Lineage: Eukaryota; Viridiplantae; Streptophyta; Magnoliopsida; Fabales; Fabaceae. The record is from RefSeq and is a predicted model, not a curated record.